This is a messenger RNA of Anolis sagrei ordinatus, 4802 nucleotides long. RefSeq names its product phospholipase C like 1 (inactive) (gene PLCL1). Lineage: Eukaryota; Metazoa; Chordata; Lepidosauria; Squamata; Anolidae. Gene Ontology annotation, biological process: phosphatidylinositol-mediated signaling; lipid metabolic process; release of sequestered calcium ion into cytosol. The record is from RefSeq and is a predicted model, not a curated record. Gene Ontology annotation, molecular function: phosphatidylinositol-4,5-bisphosphate phospholipase C activity.
CGCUGUCAAAACAAGCCCAACAACAGAAGGAGGGUCGCGCGGGAGAGACUGGCUGCGCUCCUUUCCUUUCGGCUUCCUCUUGGGCGCCGCCAGGAGAAGGAGACGGAGACGGAGAAAGAGGAGGAGGAGGAAGCGGUGUGGAAGCGCGAUAAUAAGCCAAAGGAGGUGUGUGGACGGACCCUCGCGGGGAAACUCAUUGUCCAAGUUGGGAGAGACAAAGAGAGAAAGAGAGAGAGAGUUUGGAACUCUCGGAUCAUGACUCCAAUGGAGGACCCCGCCCCCGCGGCGCCGUAAGAGAGAGAGGACACGCGUGUCGGUGUCGCCGUCUCGUGGGAAGGGGUGUUUCUCUGACCCCGAUGGAGCCCAAGGGCGAGGAGGACGCGGAGCUGCUGGAUCCUCUUGCCCUGGCGGGGCGGAGGAGGGAGCGGCGGAGCGGGGUCCUGCCCGACGCCCACGAGGCCGGCCUCCUGGAAGCCGCGCGCGCCGCCCCCAGGCGCAGCAGCAUCAUCAAGGACCCUGCAAACCAAAAAUGUGGGCAGAAGAAAACCGUCUCCUUCAGCAGCAUGCCAUCGGAGAAGAAAAUCAGCAGUGCAAAUGACUGCAUCAGCUUCAUGCAAGCGGGUUGUGAACUGAAGAAAGUCCGGCCAAAUUCUCGUAUUUAUAAUCGAUUUUUUACUCUUGACCCUGACUUACAAGCACUACGUUGGGAGCCAUCAAAAAAGGAUCCUGACAAGGCUAAACUUGAUAUUUCUGCUGUAAAAGAAAUCCGAUUGGGUAAAAACACUGAAACAUUCAGAAACAAUAGUCUGGCGGAUCAGAUUUCUGAAGACUGUGCCUUUUCCAUAAUACAUGGGGGGAAUUAUAACUCUCUGGACUUGGUUGCCAAUUCAGCAGAUGUGGCCAACAUUUGGGUAUCAGGUUUGAGGUACUUGGUUUCCCGAAGCAAGCAAUGUCUGGAUUUAAUAGAAGGUAGUCAGAAUACUCCACGAUUUGUGUGGCUUAAAUCUGUGUUUGAAGCUGCAGAUGUUGAUGGCAAUGGGAUCAUGUUAGAAGAUACAGCUGUGGAAUUAAUAAAACAGCUGAACUCUGCCUUAAAGGAGUCAAAAAUCAGGUUAAAAUUUAAGGAAAUCCAGAAGAGCAAAGAGAAGCUAACAACUCGUGUAACAAAAGAGGAAUUUUGUGAAGCAUACACUGAGCUUUGCACUAGACCUGAUGUUUAUUUUUUGCUGGUGCAGAUAUCCAAAAACAAGGAAUACUUAGAUGCCAAUGACCUCAUGCUUUUUUUAGAAGCUGAGCAAGGGGUCACAAAUAUAACUGAAGAAAUGUGUCUUGAUAUUAUUCGUAGAUAUGAAUUUUCAGAGGAAGGGCAGUUGAAGGGUUUCCUUGCAAUUGAUGGAUUUACUCAAUAUUUGUUGUCCCCAGAAUGUGAAAUUUUUGAUCCCACACAUAAAAAGGUUGUCCAAGACAUGACCCAGCCUUUAUCACAUUACUAUAUCAAUUCAUCUCACAAUACCUACCUGAUAGAAGACCAGGUCCGAGGGCCGGCAGAUAUCAAUGGCUAUGUCAGAGCACUGAAGAUGAACUGUAGAAGUAUUGAACUUGAUGUUUGUGAUGGACCAGACAAGGAGCCCAUAAUCUGUAAUCGUAACAGCAUGACGUCACCUCUGUCCUUUCAAUGUGUCAUUGAUGUGAUCAACAAAUUAGCCUUCGUUUCAUCAGAGUAUCCUCUUAUUCUCUGUUUGGAAAACCACUGCUCUAUACAGCAGCAGAAAGUCAUGGUUAAACAAAUGAAGAAGACCUUUGGAACCAAGUUGUACACUGACGCACCAUUCCCAUCGGAGACAUACCUUCCCUCUCCAGAAAAACUGAAAAAGAAAAUCAUUGUGAAAGGAAAGAAACUACCUUCGGGUGAAGAUUUAUUAGAGGGAGAAGUCAGUGAUGAAGACGAAGAGGCCGAAGUAUCUCGAAGAAUGUCUGAAGUGUCUGAGGUGUUACCUAAGAGAUCCUGGUUGUGCAAGGAACUGUCUGAUCUUGUCUCUAUAUGUAAAUCUGUCCAGUUCACAGAUUUUGAGAGCUCUAUGAAAAACCAAAAUUACUGGGAAUUCUGUUCCUUCAGUGAAGCUGAAGCCAGUCGAAUUGCAAAUGAGUGUCCAGAGGACUUUGUAAAUUAUAAUAAGAAAUUUCUGUCUCGGAUAUACCCGAGUCCCAUGAGAAUAGAUUCUAGUAACCUAAAUCCUCAAGAUUUCUGGAACUGUGGCUGCCAGAUAGUAGCAAUGAACUAUCAAACACCAGGACCCAUGAUGGAUUUACAUACGGGCUGGUUUUUACAAAACGGGGGAUGUGGUUAUGUCCUGAGACCUUCCGUUAUGCGGGAAGAGAUUUCUUACUUCAGCGCAAAUACAAAAGGCAUAGUCCCAGGGGUUUCCCCUCAAGUCCUACAUGUCAAAAUCAUCAGCGGCCAGAAUUUUCCAAAGCCCAAAGGUGCUUGUGCCAAAGGGGAUGUCAUAGAUCCCUAUGUUUGUCUAGAAAUCCAUGGUAUUCCUGCGGAUUGUACAGAGCAGAGAACUAAAACUGUACAGCAGAACAGUGAUAACCCCAUUUUUGACGAGAGUUUUGAGUUUGAGAUAAAUCUGCCAGAGCUUGCUAUGAUGCGGUUUGUCGUGUUGGAUGAUGAUUAUAUUGGCGACGAGUUCAUAGGUCAAUGUGCCAUCCCUCUAGAGUGUUUGCAGCCUGGCUAUAGACAUAUCCCUCUACGCUCUUUUGUGGGAGACGUCAUGGAGCACGUUACACUUUUUGUGCACAUUGCCAUAACAAAUCGACGUGGAGGAGGGAAGACACAAAAGCGUGGCCUGACUGCAAGAAUAGGGAUGAAAACAAGAGACUAUACUAUGCUGAGGAAUACAGGCCUAAAGAUUCUGGAUGACAUCUUCAAAUUAGCAGUCCAUCCGUUAAGAGAAGCAACUGACAUGAGAGAGAACAUACAGAAUGCAAUUCUCUCUGUUAAAGAGCUUUGUGGGCUCCCACCAAUUACCAGUUUGAAGCAGUGCAUUUUGUCCAUGUCUGCACGGCUUGUCAACAGCGAUAACGUUCCUUCAGUGGUCCUCUGUAUGAAAGACAACUUCCCUUACCUGGAAUCUUUGGGGUCUCUAACGGAUGUUCAGAAAAAGGUUCUCGCUGCAUACAACCAGAUGAUUCAAGAGAACAAAUCGCUAAUCGAAACUGCAGUCACCGUUCACGACAAGAUUGUCCAAUGCCAGAAAGCAGCAAUGCACCUUCAUGAAGAACUUCAUAACCUGGGAACAAAAGAGGGCUUGAAAGGAAGAAAGCUCAGCAAAGCCAUUGAAAGUUUUGCGUGGAACAUCACUGUGUUGAAGGGGCAAGGGGACCUCUUGAUGAACGCCAAGAACGAAGCCGUUGAGAACAUGAAGCAGGUUCACCUGGCUUGCUUGUCAUGUGGACUGAGCAAAACAGGAGGUGGGAAUGUGGAUGCCAAGUCCAAGCGAGGCCUCGAAGCCAUAGAAGAGAAGGAGACCGGCGAUGAGAACGGGAGGCUGUGAAAGAAGCCUGUACUGUCUGGUGUGUCAUAUAUUUCAAUAGCCGGAAAUUAUUUUUUUAAUGCAUUUAAAAAAAAAGAGGAGGAAAAAAAAAAGAAGAUUACGCAAGAAUGCCCUCUACAGGGUGUCAGAAGUAUUAAGUCCUCACAAUGCCAGUGUUUUAUUGCAGUUCAUUUAUCUAAGUUUUGAUUUUCUUAGUGGUGACAUUUCUAAACAUUUCAAACGUUGUAUAUGUGUCUGUGUGGGGAGAUCCCAGUAAAACCUCUGCCAUGUGUUACUUUAUUAGCUCUGUUCCUUAUUUAUUUUGUUGACAUUUCUGACCAGAUUUUUAUAAAACUUAGGUGGAUAGAGAGAGUAUAUUAUACACUGAUUUUAUGCCUGGUUUUACUGUGCUAUUCUUUUAGUGGCAGCUUCUAAUGCACUGUCCGACAGAUUUUACCAGCAAAACAAUACAAAAGGCCAAAGAAAGAGAGAGAGAGAGAGAGAGAACUCUUCUUUUAUUGGCAUGGAUUAAUAAUAAGUUUCUUACUAUAGCAGGAACGCUAAAUAAUUAAACUACCCAUUAAAUUAAGCUGAUGAAAUAUUAAGUAGUCAGAAUAUUCUUUUUGACAGAUCUCCAUUGGAUUUCUGAUUAACAUUCCACUGACUUUUUGCUAAUCACAGUUUCAAUGCAUUUGUGAAAUAUGUAUUAAUGGUAGAAAUUGAUCGGUAUUUUUUAAUUCGAAAAAGAUGUGUGAAAUUAAGAGCCCUUCCAGACAGCCAUAUAACCCAGAAUAUCAAGGCAGAAAAUCCCACAAUAUCUGCUUUGAACUGGGUUAUCUGUGUCCACACUGCCAUAUAUUCCAGUUCAAAGCAGAUAAUGUGGGAUUUUAUUCAGCUGUCUGGAAGGGGCCCUAGCUGAGCUCUGCAAAAUGCUAUUGACUAAAACCCCUUCUACAGUGCUAUAUAAUUCAGAUUAUCAAAGCAGAUAAACCACAUUAUCUGCUUUGAACUGGAUUAUAUGAGUCUGCGCUGCCAUAUAGUCCUAUUAAAAGUAGAUCCACUAGUCUGGAUUUUAUAUGGCAGUGUAUAAGGGACCUGAGUGAUACCAGGUUUUGAUUUUACAAAGUGUGCGGGUUUGUUUAGAUACCAUAUAUUUAACCAUUUCGGAAUUAUCUUUCUCCAUUCCAGAAUGUUAUUUUCCACUGCCUUUGUCUGAAAGGGGAUUGUAUAAACUGUGCGCCUGAGAUUAAAGCUCAAAGAUACUCA